AAAAGUUAUUGUAUUUAGGUAGAGGCAAUCCAUACACUCUUUGAUGGAUAAAUAGACACAAUAAACGUUUUAAAUAAGCUAGAAUCUGUUUUUUAGACCUAAAAUUAUAACCAACCACCACAAACAUCAAUACCCGGGAUGAGCACGAGAGGGCGCUUUAACACAAUGUCCACCGUGUUCGACUGGGAACGUUUGAUCCGUAUCCAAGGGGAUAACUUUCCUUUGACGUUUAUUUUUUACCCUAUUUUCAACUAAACACAAUCAAUCAACAAUUAAAAAGACGGUUUGUCUUGCUCCAGUGCGGCUGUGAAUACUGUAAAUGGGCGUGACAGCUGCACAACAACAACAUCGACAUCAUCACAACAAAAACAACGGAUCUGCUUCCGGUUUCUGGAUGUAGCUGUCAGACUCCAGCAUCUCUUUUUUAUUUAACGGGGAAACGCUUUAUCAGCAGCUUUAGUAUGAGCGAAGGAGAAGUGUUUCAUGAGAAACAACGGUUGGAGCUGUGCGCAAUCCAUGCCCUCAACAACGUGCUCCAGGAGCGGGUGUUCACCAAGGAGACAGCCGACGACAUCUGCAAACGGCUGGCUCCACAGUGUGUGGUGAACCCUCAUCGCUCAGUGUUAGGUACAGGAAACUAUGAUGUCAACGUCAUCAUGGCGGCACUACAGAGCCGGGAACUGGCUGCAGUGUGGUGGGACAAACGCAGGACGGUUCAGAGCCUCUGCAUGUCAAAGGUCCAGGGUUUUAUUCUUAAUGUCCCAUCACGAGUAUCUCUGGGGAUCGUGUCCCUUCCACUCAGACGGCGGCACUGGCUCGCGGUUCGCCAAGUCAACGGUCAGUACUACAACCUGGACUCCAAACUGAAGAGUCCCGUCUGUAUCGGGGGAGAAGCAGAACUACGCACAUUUCUCAGCGAACAGCUUUCUCAGGAUGUGGCAGAGAUGCUCCUGGUGGUCCGGCGGGAGGUGGAGGAGGACGGUUCGUGGCUGAACUCUGACAUCCCCAAGAAGUGAUGUCUUGGGACAUACCUUUGCAUAGCAUGGAGAAAAAAAACUCCUCUGGGAAAAUGGCAGACUUUUUUUUAAAAAACAAAAACCUCAUUACAGAACACUCUUCAGGGAAUGCACUAAAAUACAUUUAAUAUCUACACACAGAGGAAAUUCCAAAGAGAAGCAGAGAUGGCGUUUACUCCUGACACGAAGAACUGUUUUGAUUGUAACAGCUGUAGAAGCUUUUGCUCCGGUAUGACCCAUGUAUCUGCUUUGUUCUUCUUUUAGUACAGUUGUUUUUAACACUGGGAAGGUGCGUUUAAGAUAACAAAGUCUGAGCAACUGUGGGCUUGUUUGAUGAUAUUUGAGUUGUGACAUAUGACUGAACUAUCACUGUUUUAUCGUAGAAGGAUUGCAGUGUUUGUGCAUGACAACCAUAAGGAUUAUUAGACUAUUUGGUUAGUUUAACUGUCCUAGACUUUUACGAUCAAGUCACCAAAAUCAGAUCAGUAUGUACUCUUUGAACAAAUGUCAGAAAGGAUCAGUUAUCAAGCAGCACCUGAAUGCACCAUCUCUUCCCACAACAAUUGUUGUAAACCUUCUAUGCACUGCGGUUAGAUUUGUUGGCACUGUUUGUCUGUUUGUGUGUUCACACAGAUACUGUAAAGGCAUCACCUGGUGAGGCAUUGAAGGACCACCGGUGUCUUUGCAUGUUUUCAUUUACCAGAAAGCGCUUUCCAUUUUUCAUAGCGUGCCACGGUUCAUUUAGAUCUUUAAAUGUGUUUUGUUCUCCUCCAAGCUGCCUUUGUCUUCCUCUCAUUUAGCUUCAGUUUAAAAAGAAAUCAAUUUGUAGAGAUUUGAAAUGUGGUUGAGAUCUGUAAUCCAUCAAAAUUAACAUUGUGAGCCCUUUUUUUUUGUCAAAGUGACGUUAUCGAUGUGUGAUAACGCAUCCAUUUCCAUUAUCCAUUUCAUCAAGGUAUCAGGUCUCUACAGGUUGAGUUUCACACAGAUAUAGCAUUUCAUUUUAUUUUAAAUCUAAAAAAAAAUCCAGGUAUAUAAAGUACACUAUUCUGGAUUAGUUUUAAAUAACUCUUAACAUGCAAAAACACUGGUUCUGUGACUGUAUGUAACCUUUAUGUUUGUAUUUUGUCUCCUAUUGAUCUAUGCAUAUCCAAAAUAAUAGGAGUGCUGUCUCUGGUACACACUAGUGACUAACUCACACAUAAGCCGAAGUUCAGAGGUUCAUAUUAGUGAAGCUUAUUUAUAUUAAACUUUGACCUCUUGUUUUGACUAUGAA
This is a messenger RNA of Centropristis striata (black sea bass), 2289 nucleotides long. It is a transcript of the gene josd2, whose product is annotated as Josephin domain containing 2. Gene Ontology annotation, molecular function: cysteine-type deubiquitinase activity. The transcript is spliced from 5 exons. The coding region runs from base 462 to 1016 and encodes 184 amino acids. The record is from RefSeq and is a predicted model, not a curated record. Gene Ontology annotation, biological process: protein deubiquitination. NCBI's taxonomy places the organism in Eukaryota, Metazoa, Chordata, Actinopteri, Perciformes, Serranidae.